Messenger RNA from Uncinocarpus reesii 1704, 1101 nucleotides. RefSeq lists its product as uncharacterized. The transcript is spliced from 2 exons. The record is from RefSeq and is a predicted model, not a curated record. Gene Ontology annotation, cellular component: U2-type post-spliceosomal complex; U4/U6 x U5 tri-snRNP complex; U5 snRNP. Bases 1 to 1101 code for a protein of 366 amino acids. Lineage: Eukaryota; Fungi; Ascomycota; Eurotiomycetes; Onygenales; Onygenaceae. Gene Ontology annotation, biological process: RNA splicing; generation of catalytic spliceosome for second transesterification step.
AUGGACUUCGCCUCGUUAAUGUCCAAAGAAAUCGCCAAAUCCAAACCGCCACGCGCCCAGUCCUCCGAACCCCAAGCCGACAAGCAAUAUGUCCGUCGAUCCGAACUGGAAGCGGCCCGUCUCGCAGCCUACAACGCCGAACAGGAAAGGAUCCAGAAAGAGCGCGAAGAACGCGCUGAGAAAAAGAGGAAGAUAGAGGAAGACGAGGCGGAACGGAAUCGCGUUCGGGAGGAGAAGCGGCGCCGUCUUGCCGAGGAAUCGCGACGGAGGAGGGAGGCGGAGGAGGAAGCGAAAGAGGCGGAGAGGAGGAAGAGGCUUGGACUAAGUGCGACGCCUGCGGCGGAGAAGACUGAGAGCGAGAAGGAGAGCACGCCGUUGGAGGGCGAGGAGGGUUUGAGUCAGGAGGAGCUCGUUGAGAAGCUGAGAAACAUGGGUGAACCGAGCCGGUUGUUUGGCGAAAGCGACAAGGGCCGUUUAAAAAGAUACAGGCGCCUGGUGCAGAGGUCGAUAACGCCGCGGAAACAGCUGUCUGAUGGACCAAUACCUACGACCCUGGAGCUUCUCCCGGAGGCGGAAAUGAAGGUUCCGGAAAAGGUUCCGGCGAAUGAAGAAGGGAAGAAAUAUCUCUUUAGGCAGCUCGCGUCUUACUUUACGAUGGUUCUGAAAGAGUGGGAGAUUGCAUUGGCGAAGAGAGAUGCGAGUGUCAAGAAUACGUUUCAGGGUCGGCAAGCUUACAAUGCCAUGGUGCAGUCGAGGGAAUACAUGAAGCCACUGUUCAAGAAGUUUGAGAACGCCGAUGUGGAAGACAGCAUCCUGGGACCGAUCGUUGAGAUCGUGAGGAAUGCGCAGCAUCGUCGUUAUGUAGAUGCAAACGACGGGUAUUUGAGGCUGAGUAUCGGCAAAGCCGCUUGGCCGAUCGGUGUUACUAUGGUUGGCAUCCACGAGCGUUCUGCUCGAGAAAAGCUCCAUGAGGGCGGCCAGGACAAGGCACAUAUCAUGAGUGACGAGAGUACUAGGAAAUUCCUGCAAAGUAUCAAACGAUGCCUUACGUUCGCACAGGUCCGCUGGCCACCGGAUGAUCAAUUGCAGCUUAUGGGAUAA